Messenger RNA from Nematostella vectensis (starlet sea anemone), 3118 nucleotides. Its product is annotated as probable G-protein coupled receptor CG31760. NCBI's taxonomy places the organism in Eukaryota, Metazoa, Cnidaria, Anthozoa, Actiniaria, Edwardsiidae. The record is from RefSeq and is a predicted model, not a curated record. The coding region runs from base 98 to 2308 and encodes 736 amino acids. Gene Ontology annotation, biological process: G protein-coupled receptor signaling pathway. Gene Ontology annotation, cellular component: membrane. Gene Ontology annotation, molecular function: G protein-coupled receptor activity. The transcript is spliced from 10 exons.
AUCGGAAAAUAUCCAUAUUAAGGUAACGUCCCGUCGGGUACAGGUGCAGACCUGAAACUCUCAUUUAACGCUGUUCAAAUCAAGUACGAGCCACAAAAUGUCAGGUAGUGAGCGGCUUCGCUUCAUUACUUUUUCCGUUUUUUUCUCAAGUUUUGUGACUAGGUGCAUUUCCCUGAAUGCAACAAAGGCAAACGAUCUAGAAAAAGCACUUCGCUUCGUGGAGAAUGUUCAAAGUCAAAAAACUUGUGACAAGGUGGUGUACUUAGACCUAGCGCUUGACCACAAACGCUGGACUAAAGAAGCUUUAAUGGUCGUACAAGUAGCCAAUUGGAUGACUUCACUUUGGCGUGCAGGGGACAAAGCAAACAACACCAUAGCCACCUCAGAUGCGCUCCAUUAUCGAACUGUCCGCUCGAUAGUCACUUUCUCUCCUGAGGCUUUCGGGUCUGCUGUUUGCUUCGAUAAAAACCAGUAUAAGGACUACAAACUGUUUUGCCCUUAUGCGUUUAAGAACAAUGGAUCAAUAGAAGUAAUUGAUAUAGGUACGGGGGAUAGCGGCGUUUACGAUUACACGCUGGACAUGGACGCGAUAUGGUGGCACGAUUCAAAGCGUAAAGCGCUCACUUUGAAGCCAUCGUUUGUGACGGCGUUUUAUGCCGUCAGACUAGGCGCCGGCGUCAAAGACGUGCGCCGUGAAACUACGGUUCCACUGGUUCGCUACAAAGACGGCGUGUGGAUCCGACCUUACUUCGACUGUUUUGGUGGGAAAAUCUGGAUGGUGACUUACUUGGCGCCAUUUUAUAACGCUUCGAAUCAAUUCUUGGGUGUUGUUAGUUUAGAUAUUGAGUUGAAUGCGGUGGACAUUAACCAGUGCGACGCUGAGAAAGAGGAUCACGCAAGCGAUUAUCACCUCACAGACAACGUGGAAUAUUCGGCAAUGUUCGUAGAGUUCUUGGGAACUCACAGAUGCAAACCAUCAACACAGUGCGUCCCCGUUGCAAAUCAAGGCUUUCAGCGAGGCAGCUACGAAUGCAAAUGCAAACCCGGAUACUAUUUCCCAGACUCCCAGGCGGCGCUACAUGUCUUCAACGGGUCAGCGGUCGAGCAUGCGUAUGAUCUCUUUCUGAACGGUGACACGUCCGCGUAUGUAAACGACUUCGAAUGUCUCCCGUGCAGUGAAGGCUGUCGGGAAUGCGUGGAUGACAGUCCGUGUAUCUACACGUCCAAUGCAAUCGCGAGGAUUUUCCUGGAAACUCUGAACGCGGCGGUGAUCGUCAUGGCAAUAACCCUGGGGGUACUCAUUUAUUACUACAGAAAACAUAAGGUAGUCCGCGCGUCAAGCCCACGUUUUCUGAUUAUGACGGUAGCAGGCGUGGUUACCAUGUACAUUUCGUUAUGCCUGAGGUUUCCCACUCAGCCGACGGUCCCCCUGUGUAUCGCCGAGCAGUGGUUCUAUCACAUGGGAUUCGUCUCAGCAUACAGCUCCAUAAUCAUCAAAACAUGGAGGGUAGCAGUCAUAUUCCGCGUUCGUUCUGCCCAGCGGAUGGCUUUGACGGACGCAGUGCUCAUGCGCAGAGUUAUGCUAAUCAUCUCGGCUUACUUGGUUUACAUGAUGGUAUGGACUAUCACCAGUCCUCCAACGGUCGGGGAAUAUACCGCAAGUGACGGGCUGAUAUUUAAACGGUGCUCGGAGCAAGAUGCGUGGCUCGAGGUGAUUGCUAUUAUUGGAGACCUUGGCCUUCUGACCUGGGGUAUGUACGUGUGCUACCAGGUGAGGAAUGCCCCCUCCGCCUACAACGAGAGCAAGUACGUCAGCUGGGCCAUCUACAACGCCAUGUUUGUCACGUGCUUCGCCACCGUACUCAGAUUCAUGAUUCGUAACAGCUCGUCCCCUGAUGUCAUGUUUGUACUGGACUUCGCGCUACUCCACAGCACAUCUACCACCAUGCUUCUAUUGAUAAUCAUUCACAAGGUUGUACACAUUCGCAAGGUGCAACGAGUAACAGAGGAGACUAAGAACCAGGGCCGCGUAGCCACAAUAGACCGUGCGUACAUGAAUCAACAGGAGGAGUCUGUGACCGAAGAUCAAGAGCAACUGCUGGCACAAGUCGAAAGGUUGCAGAGGAAGGUGGUGUCUCUUGAAGCCAAACUACAGAAACAACAGUGCAAAAACACGAGCAGAGAAAAUACGAGCAAUGCGAACAAACGAGGCUCCUUUAUAAACGUUUUAGCCACGCCCUCCACGUCGGCGUUACCAGGCAACAAGAAGGGGGCGGGGACUCACAGCAACUCGGACCUAUUAGAAUAGCCUUAGCCACGCCCUCCACGUCGGCGUUACCAGGCAACGAGAAGGGGGCGGGGACUCAGCAAAUCGGACCUAUUAGAAUAGACUUAGUCACUCCUGACACGUCGGCGUUACCAGGUAACGAGAAGGGGGCGGGGACUCACAGCAACUCGGACCUAUUAGAAUAGCCUUAGUCACUCCUGACACGUCGGCGUUACCAGGCAACGAGAAGGGGGCGGGGACUCACAGCAAAUCGGACCUAUUAGAAUAGCCUGAGUCACUCCUGACACGUAAGCGGCGCGCGACAAAAGUCGGUUUUCUGAAUAAAAAUUACUCUAUAGAAUAAUACUAAUACUACUAUGGAAUAAUACUAAUACUCUUUAAAACUAAUUCUAUUAUAAAGCAUAAUACAUAGGGAUGUAAUUUGUUUUGACAAAGCAAGGAUCAAAGUACCAAACAUUUUAAUUUUCAGUUGAGGCUGUGCAUCAAGGUUCUUAUAAAAAAAGAGUCUAAAAAGAAAAUCAUAUCAUAACUUUCAUUUCAGAGGAAUAACCAGUGAAUUGUAAAAAGCUGGUCACAAAUCUUCUAGUUGAGCAUAGUAAGCAGAGGGAUAUUGUUAGGAAACCCGGCGAAUUUCAAAGGACAUAAACAAAAGGCGCUCCCUGAUGUUGAACCAACCUAUCACGUGAUCACGACCUUGCACUAUCCAAGCGUACAUUACAGUAAGUAAACAUAUGGACGAAAUUUAUGAAUAUGCGUAUUCGGGCACGAAUCGCCGAUUGAUUUAUUUCAAACUUUGCCAUUUUUAUUAAAUUCUUUCAAUCUUUGUUUUUA